This is a messenger RNA of Rotaria sp. Silwood2, 255 nucleotides long. Lineage: Eukaryota; Metazoa; Rotifera; Eurotatoria; Philodinida; Philodinidae. The record is from the annotation of a GenBank genome assembly.
AUGCGAAAUCAUUUUGCUAAUGUUGCAAGAAAUAUGAAUAAUUAUGUUGCUGCAUCAACUCGUAAUUAUCAUCAUGGACGAUUUUAUUCACCGAGGCAUGAUAGAGUAAAUUAUUUACCAAUGUACAAUAGACCAUCAAUAGUGAAUUCUGGUCUUAGUGGUUUUAUUGCUUCUGGUUUAAAUGCAGUUGGUAUGCCACGAAGUGUUGUUAAUAUGGGUUAUCGAUUUGGUUAUUUUUUUGAUUCUUAUGCAUAA